Messenger RNA from Anopheles arabiensis, 1643 nucleotides. RefSeq lists its product as uncharacterized. Lineage: Eukaryota; Metazoa; Arthropoda; Insecta; Diptera; Culicidae. The record is from RefSeq and is a predicted model, not a curated record. The transcript has 4 exons. The coding region runs from base 611 to 1159 and encodes 182 amino acids.
GUGAGAUGUAGUCGCUCUUGGUACCGGGACCGGAUCUAGUUUCCGGUAAAUGUUGCCACGUAUUCGCGAUCUUUACCGACCCGCGUGGAAAUUGUGUGCGUAUUCAUGUGUUUGUGUGGGUGUACUUGUGAAAAGAUGUUGAGCAACUCGUAUUUUUUGCGUGUGAUUAAAUAUUCAAAAGGGCCCGUUUUCUUUUCGCAUCGCAUUGACAGCAGCGUUCGGUUCAGUGCAAACUUUUGAUAAAGGUUACCAAGUUACACAAUACACGCCACAUCGAUUAGAACCCUUUCCGCAACGCUCGGCCUCAGCUUGACCAUGGCUAGUCGAUAAACGUUGCGUUCAGUGCAAAGUUUUCUUUCAUAGAAUAUGUUGCGAAAGUGACAGAUACAUGGUCGACACGAGCCAACUAAAGCUAGAACCUAGAAAGUUUGUUCGUAAAACAUUUUUCCGGGGUAUCGGAGAGUUAACACUGCACGAAGUAGCAAAAAAAAGGACCAAUUCCCUUGGAAAUGAUCAAAUCAUGCCACAACACGGAUCGAACCAUGUCCCAUGUGAUGAGUAAAAAAAGUGGAAUAAGAGAAACCCGUCGAGAACUUUGCAAAUUUUUCCAAUGCCACACUCCAAGGAGACAAAUUGUCAAUUGAAGAAGGUUCUCCCUAACAGAACUUUUCGCGAUAAGUUGAAUCACUUCAUGGAACAAAAUACUAUCAGACAACAAUUGGGCACCAGAAAAGUGUACGCUCAGCCUACAGACUUCCACUUUCCCGCUUUGGUGUACUUGGCUCGAAUACGACAGCAAAAUUCUCGUCACGAUUGUGCACCAGUUUCCUAUACGCUGCUGCUGCUGCUGCUGCUUCUGCCACUGCGAACGAAGCGGAAGUCACAGCAGAAGAAUGAGAACUCCGAUCAUGUCACUCGACGCAAGCUCGACACUGCGAUAAAGUGUACUCCCGAUACCCAACCCCCGCCCGUGGUUUAUGUGCGCCCGUUAGACAUAACAAUAACAUUUAAAGGAAUCCUAUGCUGUUGUGGGUGUACCGAUGGUCGUAAAUGUAAAAGUAACAGCCCAUCCCGCGAGACGACUGCUGACUGCUCUAGAAGCGAGCAGUCCCCUAGAGAUGACGCGCUCUAUCACCCACAAACCCUACUGGCUGACUAACAGCGGGGCUGACCACAUUCCUUCAAGAUUCCACAGAGUGACAGUUUUAUAGGAAUUUCUCGCAUUCUGCUCCUCUCUUUGCAGGAUCGGCCCCCGAACAUAGACCGGACUGUAUUGAAGGGUUUAAACAUGGCACACGCAAUGAAGUCCACAAGCAGGCAAACGAUCUACACCAUGCUGCAAAUGUAAAAACAAGGCGUGAUCGACGGCACGUGGAAGGAGUUAAUUAAUGGCCUUGUGGGGAUGACACGUCAAUGAGCCACAACUGAGCGAACGCCCAACGGAAUGCAAACACAGUUAGAGCUGCUUACAAAGUACUGAUUUGAUUAGUUGUAAUCACCACAUCCGUCUUUCGACCGAUUUGUCUUUUCCUGCUUACUGCCGGUAGCAUUCGAUAUCCUUCGACAGCAAUCAGAAAAAGACGCCUCGGUUGGGAAGCAUCCGGCAACGAUCCGAAAUGAAAGAAAGCGCACAAUAUUUUAGC